Molecule: messenger RNA, 189 nt
Organism: Penicillium samsonianum
Lineage: Eukaryota; Fungi; Ascomycota; Eurotiomycetes; Eurotiales; Aspergillaceae
Exons: 2
Coding region: 1-189 (62 amino acids)
Source: RefSeq, a predicted model, not a curated record
AUGUCGAAGAGAGGAGACCCUAUGCUGAAAUUCGGACUUGCCCAGGUGCGAUCUCGAGCUUGGUCAUUCGCCCAGAGCAGCGCUGGAGUGGACCCGUGGCCUGGUGGACCCGCCAAUGGAUCCCGCCAAGUGUGCACCAACCUUGGUAAUGCCCCACCAAAGGCUCGCACCAAGCGCCAAGGGGAAUGA